AACUAGACAAGAAGGCAAAAAGAGAAAAGUUAGUGAAAGAAUAUUUUAAUUGCGGAAAAAUAAUCAUUUUAGUUAUAAAAAUCGCCAAAUUAAAAACAUUUAAGUGUAAUCUAUUUUUAGUGCGUUUAUCAGAGGUAAUUCACCCCCAACUGAAUAUAAAAGAAAACAAGAUGACGUGGGAACCGCAAGCCGAAGGUUUACAGCAAAUAAUUACAAUCCUCAAGCAAUCUCAGUCGCCGGAUACGGCAACUCAGAUGGCUGUACAACUGAAACUGGAGGAAUUAAAUCAAUAUCCCGAUUUCAAUAAUUAUCUUAUCUACGUACUGACUAAACUGAAAAGCGAAGAUGAACCCACACGUUCUUUAAGCGGUUUGAUUUUGAAAAAUAACAUACGAAUUCAUGGCAACAACUUACAACCCGAGAUUGUCGAAUAUAUUAAACAUGAAUGCUUACAAGCUAUUGGCGAUCCAUCAGCACUUAUACGUGCCACUGUCGGUAUAUUAAUUACAACCAUCGCCAGCAAUGGCGGUCUACAGAAUUGGCCACAACUAUUGCCCUCAUUAUGCGAUAUGCUAGAUUCACAAGAUUAUAAUGUAUGUGAAGGUGCAUUCAGUGCUCUACAGAAAAUUUGCGAAGACUCUGCUGAAAUACUUGAUUCUGCAGCAUUAAAUCGUCCACUAAAUGUAAUGAUUCCAAAAUUUUUACAAUACUUCAGUCACAACAGCCCAAAGAUACGUUCACAUGCUAUUGCUUGUAUUAAUCAAUUUAUUGUUAAUCGCUCACAAGCUUUAAUGCUCCAUAUAGACACUUUUAUUGAGAGUUUAUUCAAUCUAUCAUCUGAUGAGGAUCAUGAAGUUAGAAAGAAUGUAUGCCAUGGUUUGGUCAUGCUGUUGGAAGUUCGCAUGGAUCGUUUGUUGCCGCAUAUGGCACAAAUCAUUGAGUAUAUGUUAAUACGUACACAAGACCCAGAUGAAGGUGUGGCAUUAGAAGCAUCAGAGUUUUGGCUAUCACUUGCAGAGCAAAAUAUUUGCAAAGAGGUCCUUGCACCCUAUUUGGGACAAUUAGCACCAGUGUUAGUACGUGGCAUGCGAUACUCUGAAAUUGAUAUUAUUCUAUUAAAAGGAAAUGUUGAAGAGGAUGAUAUGGUACCCGAUCGUGAAGAAGACAUACGGCCCCGUUUUCAUAAAUCUCGCACACACACAGUCAAGUCUGGGGAAACCGGUGUGGAUGAAGACGAUGAUGACUUCGACGAUGUACUCGAUGAUGAUAGCUCUCUUUCUGAAUGGAAUUUGCGUAAAUGCAGCGCAGCAGCGCUAGACGUACUAGCAAAUGUCUUCCGCGAAGAAUGUCUACCCAUUGUUUUACCAAUACUUAAAGACACACUCUUUCAUCAAGAAUGGGUUAUAAAGGAAAGCGGUGUUCUCGCAUUGGGUGCUAUUGCAGAAGGUUGCAUGCAAGGUAUGAUACCUCAUCUGCCCGAAUUGAUACCUUACUUGAUCAGCUGUCUGUCGGACAAAAAAGCUCUGGUGCGUUCUAUCACCUGCUGGACAUUAUCACGUUAUGCUAAUUGGGUUGUAAAUCAACCACAUGAUCAAUACUUGAAACCAUUAAUGGAGGAAUUGCUUAAGCGUAUAUUAGACUCUAAUAAGCGUGUACAAGAGGCAGCUUGCUCGGCAUUCGCUACAUUAGAGGAGGAGGCUUGCACCGAAUUGGUGCCAUAUUUGGAGUAUAUAUUGAAAACUCUUGUGUUUGCUUUCUCUAAAUAUCAACAUAAAAAUUUGCUCAUUUUAUACGACGCCGUUGGCACAUUAGCCGACUCCGUUGGCCAUCAUCUUAAUAAACCACAAUACAUUGAUAUACUAAUGCCACCGCUGAUCGAGAAAUGGAACUUAUUGAAAGAUGAUGACAAAGAUCUAUUUCCCUUAUUGGAAUGUUUGUCAAGCAUUGCAACCGCAUUACAAUCUGGAUUCUUACCAUAUUGUGACCCAGUUUAUCAACGUUGCAUAUCACUUAUCGAACAAACACUGAAUCAAGACAUGGCGUGUAAAUCGAAUCCGGGAUUUGAGCAUCCGGAUAAAGAGCGCAUGAUUGUUGCAUUAGAUUUAUUGUCAGGCUUAGCCGAAGGCUUAGAUGGACAUAUUGAAUCAUUAGUGGUCAAAAGUAAUAUAAUGCAAUUGCUGUAUCAGUGUAUGCAAGAUGUUCUGCCAGAAGUACGACAAUCAUCAUUUGCAUUACUUGGUGACUUAACCAAAGCUUGUUUCCAACAUGUACAUCCCUUUAUGUCAGAAUUUUUCCCGAUUUUGGGUCAAAAUUUAAAUCCCGAUUACAUUUCUGUAUGUAAUAAUGCAACAUGGGCCAUUGGUGAAAUAUGCAUGAAGUUGGGUGAAGAAACCCGUCAGUACAUACAUCUUGUACUCAAUGAACUCUUCGUAAUUAUAAACAGACCGAAUACACCCAAAACAUUGCUGGAAAAUACUGCAAUAACAAUCGGUCGUCUAGGUUAUGUGUGCCCAGUUGAAGUGGCUCCUUAUUUGCCAGAAUUUGUACGACAGUGGUGUACAUCUCUGCGUCAUAUAAGGGAUAAUGACGAAAAGGAUUCUGCUUUUCGUGGAAUGUGUCACAUGAUUACCGUAAAUCCAGGCGGUGUUGUGCCAGACUUCAUAUUCUUCUGCGAUGCAGUGGCCUCAUGGGUAAAUCCGCCGCAAGACUUGCAUCAAAUGAUACAAAAGAUAUUGCAUGGCUUCAAGUCACAAGUAGGUGAAGAGAAUUGGCGCCGUUUUGUGGAUCAGUUUCCGCAAAAUCUUUCUGAACGUCUUGUUGCUAUGUACAAUAUUUAAAGCGUGAAUGUGUCGGAUAUUGGCAUAUUGGGGGUAUUAAAUGAAGAACCGUAAAUGCAAAACCAAAGCCACUGCGCUUGGCGGUAGAGAAAAGAAGCUAAAACAAAUUUAGGGGAGUAAGUAAAAAAAAUAAUUGAAGAUGGAGAAACUGAGCAAAUUGGCGAAAAAUUUAGCGUACGAACAUCCAAGGAGAGAAGUCUGUUUUCAUUUUCCGCAGCUUAAAUAACAGGUUAAUAAAUAUGAAUGUCAGUCGCAAGUUCACUUUCUCUAUAUAUAUAUAUGUACAUAUAUGUGGAAGUUGCGAUAAUGGGGUAUUAAUUUAGAAGUACUCAAAUACUUUAUUGUAACUGUAUGUUGCUAAUAACCUUUACGCAAAAA
Messenger RNA from Ceratitis capitata (Mediterranean fruit fly), 3215 nucleotides. RefSeq names its product transportin-1. Gene Ontology annotation, molecular function: nuclear import signal receptor activity; small GTPase binding. Lineage: Eukaryota; Metazoa; Arthropoda; Insecta; Diptera; Tephritidae. Bases 171 to 2837 code for a protein of 888 amino acids. The record is from RefSeq and is a predicted model, not a curated record. Gene Ontology annotation, biological process: protein import into nucleus. Gene Ontology annotation, cellular component: nucleus; cytoplasm. The transcript is spliced from 10 exons.